UUGCGCAACUGUGUCUGUCACCACCCAAUUGGCAAAUACUCUAUUACACACAACAACAUAAUUAAUUCCAACACGUAAUCUUAAAAAAAAAAAAAAAAGAAAAAAAAAAAAAUGCUCCUCAAAACCACCGCCGCCGCCACCAAUGCCACACCACCCCUCUCCUCCCUCAGCAAGCACCCAUUUACCAUCCCGAAACUACCCCUACUGAAGCCCUUUAAUUCCCCCCGCACCCAAACCCUCACACUCGAACAACCCACCCUCAGGAUGAGCUGGCUCAACAAGCUGGGAUUCGGUGUCCGCUCGACCACAGACUCUCCGGUGGAGUCCUCUUCCUCGGCUAUUCCCCAAGGACCCGACGACGAUAUACCCGCCCCGGGUCAACAGUUCGCCCAAUUCGGGGCGGGUUGUUUCUGGGGGGUUGAAUUGGUGUUCCAGAGGGUGCCAGGUGUCACAAAGACUGAAGUUGGGUAUACCCAGGGGCUGUCGCAUAACCCCACGUACGAGGGCGUGUGUUCGGGUAAGUCGGGUCAUUCGGAAGUGGUCCGGGUUCAGUUUGACCCGAAAGAGUGCAGCUACGAAAACCUUCUUGAUAUGUUCUGGUCGAAACACGACCCCACUACUCUCAAUCGCCAGGGGAACGACGUAGGAACUCAAUACAGGUCCGGGAUAUACUUCUACACCCCCGAACAAGAGAAAGCAGCACUUGAAGCCAAAGAGAGGCAACAAAAGGUUUUGAACAGGACAAUUGUUACCGAAAUACUGCCUGCAAAAAAAUUCUACAGAGCCGAAGAAUAUCACCAGCAGUAUCUUGCGAAGGGGGGUCGAUUCGGUUUCAGACAGUCGUCUGAGAAAGGUUGUAAUGAUCCAAUCCGCUGCUAUGGCUAAGUCUGAGGUCCGUCCUAAUAAUCGGUGUUCUAUGUUAUAUCGGUUCAUCCGUCGUCGUUAUUGUAGAUUCUUGUUGUUACUAGUCCGAGUUUGUGUAUUUUUCUUGCUAAAAUCUUCGGUUUAAUGUAUAAUGUCGCAUUGUGGAUUGUUGUGAAUGUGUGAGUUAUCACAAUUGAACACGUAAUUUGGUUCGAUAAUAUAAUAUAAAAUCAAGAAAAAAUGUUUGAGUUGCGAUUCGAGUUUGACUCGAUGGCUAGG
Molecule: messenger RNA, 1143 nt
Organism: Erythranthe guttata (spotted monkey flower)
Lineage: Eukaryota; Viridiplantae; Streptophyta; Magnoliopsida; Lamiales; Phrymaceae
Product: peptide methionine sulfoxide reductase A1
Biological process (GO): cellular response to oxidative stress
Cellular component (GO): cytoplasm
Molecular function (GO): peptide-methionine (S)-S-oxide reductase activity
Source: RefSeq, a predicted model, not a curated record